Molecule: messenger RNA, 391 nt
Organism: Symbiodinium sp. CCMP2456
Lineage: Eukaryota; Dinophyceae; Suessiales; Symbiodiniaceae
Source: the annotation of a GenBank genome assembly
GCUGACCCUCUUCCAGCAGAUUGUCGCUGGGGACAGCUGGGGACUGGUCUCCAUACCACUGAUUAAGGAAUUUCCAGAAAUGGCCAUCAUUCUGUUCAUGAUCAUGAUGACCGUGUCCCUGGGUGUCAUGAACCUCAUCCUAGCCGUGAUUGUUGAGAGAGCUUCAGAGGCAAGAGCAAAUGAUCAGGAGCGGAAGCUCAAGAAGAAGGAACAGGAUCGCGCUAAGAACAUGGUAGAGCUGGCCAAGCUCUGUGCGUCGAUGGACGCCGAUGGCAGUGGUGCACUCUCCCUCGAGGAGAUGUUGGCUGGCUAUGAUGACGACGUCGGCGAGUUCCGAAAGCUCAUGCAGCUGAUGGACAUCCAAAGGGAUGACAUCACCUCCAUCUUCGAG